GUGAUAGGUGAUAGCAGUGAUAUCACUGAUAGCAGUGAUAGCACUGAUAGCAGUGAUAACACUGAUAGCAGUGAUAGCACAAGAGAGAGUCCAUACUCCAUAGCAUUAGAAGACCCGAUUUGGUUAAUAAAAAUCGAUGUUCCAGAUCAAUUUGGGGCGCGGUCGCACUGCCCCACGCCCCACGGGCCACGGGCCACGGGCCACGGCGGCCACGGGGCAUGGAACUUCGAACGCCUCCCCACGCCCCAAGCCCCAGGCCCCAGGGCGGCCCAGGCCCCAGAGCCCCAGAUUUCAGAAUCCAGAGUCCCAGAGUGA
Sphaeroforma arctica JP610 is the source of this 315-nucleotide messenger RNA. RefSeq lists its product as hypothetical. The record is from RefSeq and is a predicted model, not a curated record. Lineage: Eukaryota; Ichthyosporea; Ichthyophonida. The annotation marks the transcript as partial. The transcript has 2 exons.